AUGGCAUGGCAGAACUCCGCUGGCAUGGGGGGCAGCGGAGGGAGUGCCGGUGGUGGGAGCGAGGCAGGUAACAGUGGAGGUCAGCCUCAAGGCACAGAGUAUACAUUACAAGGGGUAAUGCGCUUCCUACAAACUGAAUGGCAUAGACACGAGCGUGAACGGAAUGCCUGGCAAAUUGAAAGAGCGGAGAUGAAGUCGCGAAUAGGAAAGCUCGAGGGCGACGGGAGGACAAACAAGCGACUACGGGAAUCAAUGGACAAACACAUCAGGCUUCUGGAGCAUGCCCUCAAAAAGGAGAGGGAAAAAGCCAAAUCUCCGCAAUCUGGGACGCAACCAGAGGACAAGAAAGAGGAGAGUCAGGUCACGAAGCAGAACGUCAGGCCGACCUCUAAGGGCAAACCUCACAACUCCUUCCUCGACCUCGAACCCGAAGAUCAAUCCUCUCCAAGUCUCAGACACGAAUCGGAAAGAGAUAGGUCACGGUUGUACCUUGGCAAAUGCAUCGAAGAGGUCUCGUACCACGUCUUAUCGUUCAACGGCCAGCAGCAAUAUAGCGAAGAGCCGGAGCAAGCACUUCAGAAUCACCAAUACGCCAACGAUCAACAACCACAGAGGUCUUUAGAGGAGGUGUAUGUCCAGCAAAGACAAAAGCAGCUACCGACAAAUUACGGAUCAUUAGGACCAUCGCCUCUACCUAAUCAUCAACCUCCACCCGUCCCUCGAGUCUCUGAUAUUCCAGCACUCUCUCGCACCUCACAGCCACCAGAACAGGCAUCCUACAUGAGUCGAAGUCUGCCGGAACGACAAGCGCAACAGCAAAACCCGCCUCUUACCGCUAUCGAUCGGUCAAAUCAACCUCGAUCAGAAUACGGCUUCCCUAAUCGUGAUCGCGAUGAGCAAGUUGAAAAGGUGGCACAUAGCUAUGAUUCAUUUGGCCGACCUAUACCCCCUCGCGAAGAAGAGGAGAACGCUAAAACAUCAGAAGAGCCGGAGGUUGCGGAUGCAGAUGGGUGGAAUUUUGACGACCCUGCAGAGCCUCCUCCUACUGAAGACCGGCCUGCGCCAGAGCAACCAUUACCUCAAAGACCUGAUACCGACGCCUUCCCAAACGCGAACAACGUUGCGUUGAAAUCUCCUACGCGCGGAGGGCCCGGUUCGCAUAGACGGAAAAGCUCUUUAUCGAGAAGCCGGCCGAGCGAUGGAUCACAUGAGCUGAGAGAGCUAUCAACGUCGCAUACGGGUGGCAGCUUCAGAGGCGAUGCUGGCCAAUUCAAGGUUCGCUUCGCACUCAGAGGUCAUCUCGACGUCGUGCGAUCCGUCAUUUUCUCCGGUGGAGGGAGCCCAGCGCAACCUGAGAUCUGCACCGCUGGGGAUGACGGGACAAUCAAGAGGUGGACGGCCGGCAGCAAUCCAAACAAGGGAGAAGAUUUGGAUCUCAAGUGCGAUCAAACCCAUCGAGGCCAUACUGGGGCCGUUCUCUCGCUUGCUGCAUCUCCUGUACACCAGCCAUUUACAAACGGCGGUAGGGCCCAAGGAGAUGGCUGGGUCUUCUCGGGAGGGCAAGACGCUACCGUGCGAGUCUGGGAACGGGGCAGGGUUGACCCGAAAGCUACACUGGAUGGUCAUACAGACGCCGUGUGGACGGUCUGCGUCCUGCCUGGAACUUCUGCAUCCAUACUUGGAGAUCAGUCUACGCAUCACGGUGGGCCGGACCGAACGAUCAUUGCAUCCGGUGCCGCGGAUGGAACAAUACUCAUCUGGGCCGUCAGUACACCACCUCAAGCAUCAUCACCGCAUCAAGCGUCGAGAAGGGGUACGGGGGGUAGUCGAAGAGCAAAUUCGGUAUCGGCAGGCUCCAACUUCCCAUCCUCACCACAGCCAAACACCGCGACUUCCAAACCAUUUCAAUACUCCCUUGUCCACCGGAUCGAGAGGCCCGAUCACCCAUCACCCACAUGUAUCAGUCCUUUGUCCAUGUCCGGUGAGACUUUCGUGGUGUCUUAUGCUGACGCUUCCAUUCUCGUCUACAACACCCGCACAGCAGAAGAGAUGGUCGGGAUGGCGAGUCUGGAAACGUAUGACGGGACUCCCAGCACAGGCGUCAAUGCGGUAGGCGCUACGACUGUGGGUCUGGAGGGCACCAUGAGCUUUGACUCUGGAAGAGGGGUAUCGGAAGAUGAGAGCACGGUUCACGGCCCUACUGGAUCGAGCAGCGGUGUUGAAGGCGUGAUACUCAGUGGGCACGAAGAUCGCUAUAUCCGAUUCUUCGAUGCCAACAGCGGUCAAUGCACGUACGACAUGCUUGCCCACCCCGCCGCCAUCUCUGCGCUCUCCCUCUCACCCUCGGGUGCGGAACUUGUCUCUGCCGGUCACGAUGCUAGUCUCCGAUUUUGGUCGCUGGAGAAAAGAUCUUGCGCACAAGAAAUCACGAGCCACCGGCUCAUGCGCGGCGAAGGCAUCUGCAGUGUUGUGUGGAGUCAGGACGGCAGGUGGGUGGUCAGUGGAGGAGGCGAUGGUGUUGUGAAGGUGUUUUCCAGGUCCAAUGGGGACCAAAGCAGGCAGGUAUAG
Molecule: messenger RNA, 2568 nt
Organism: Letharia columbiana
Lineage: Eukaryota; Fungi; Ascomycota; Lecanoromycetes; Lecanorales; Parmeliaceae
Exons: 4
Coding region: 1-2568 (855 amino acids)
Molecular function (GO): protein binding
Source: RefSeq, a predicted model, not a curated record